Molecule: messenger RNA, 2890 nt
Organism: Dalotia coriaria
Lineage: Eukaryota; Metazoa; Arthropoda; Insecta; Coleoptera; Staphylinidae
Gene: CRMP
Product: Collapsin Response Mediator Protein
Exons: 7
Coding region: 388-2112 (574 amino acids)
Biological process (GO): pyrimidine nucleobase catabolic process
Cellular component (GO): cytoplasm
Molecular function (GO): dihydropyrimidinase activity
Source: RefSeq, a predicted model, not a curated record
AACCAGCAACAGACAAACGCGCAUAACGGGGCGACCGCCGACUUCCCUCAACAAAACUCCGCUAGUUCCUAUCCGAAACUGGGAGCUGUUGAAGUGCGAGUGAGUUGCAGUAGAGUCUGCAGUCGACGCCGCACGGUUGGCCGAUCGUACGAACAACGCACGCAAGUUGAGUUAACGUAACGGUGCGCUGUGCAGUACAUACGGGCGUUGGAAACAGAGAACCUCGCCUGACUUUGUCCAACGCGCCAACGAGAAACGUCGCAGUCGCGAUCACACCGCGUUCGAAAGCGGCGCAACUGAAAAAUCGCGCGCUCUGGUUUUAUUUUGUGCUGACAGCCCGUACAUCUUCAGUGAGUUGUUGCUUCGUGCAGUGAUAAAAACUUCAAGAUGAGCACGCCGGUGAAAAAAGUCCCCAUUCAUUUACAGAGCUCUCAAAAUCGUCUGAUUAUCAAAAAUGGCAAAGUUGUCAACGAGACAGGCAUCCUGGAAGAUGACGUCUUCAUCGAGGAUGGCAUCAUUAAACAAAUCGGAAAGAAUCUCAUCAUUCCAGGCGGCACGCGUGUUAUUGACGCCCGUGGCAGGUACAUCCUCCCCGGAGGUAUUGAUCCGCACACGCAUUUCGAGUUUGACUUCAUGGGCACUCGCUCCGUUGACGAUUUUUAUCAGGGGACCAAAGCCGCCAUUGCUGGUGGCACCACCAUGAUAAUCGACUUCGUGUUCCCCAAGAAAGGCGAGUCCAUCCUGGACAAAUACCACGAAUACAGACAAAAGGCCGACGAUAAAGUCUGCUGCGAUUAUGGGCUUCACGUAUGCCUCACGUCGUGGAAUGACCGAGUGCGUGACGAGAUGAAAACGCUGUGUCAGCAGCACGGUGUGAAUUCAUUCAAGAUGUUCAUGGCGUAUGACUUCAUGCUCAACGACGAGGAGCUGUAUUCAGCGAUGGAGGCCUGUAAGAAUCUGGGUGCGCUUGCUCAAGUCCACGCUGAAAACGGAUCAAUUAUCCGGAAGAACGUCGAGAAACUCAAGGCGCAAGGUGUUACCGGCCCCGAGGGACAUGAACUAUCGCGUCCGGAAAGCGUCGAAGCCGAGGCAGUCAAUCGUGCAUGCGUUAUUGCCAAGGCAGCAGAUAGUCCGCUGUACGUUGUGCAUGUAAUGAGCAAGUCGGCUGGUAAUGUUAUAAGAGAGCACCGUGAUGGCGGCGCACAAGUGUGGGGCGAAACACUGGUUGCCGCGUUGGGCACCGACGGCAGCCAUUACAAGCACACCUGUUUCCAUCAUUCCGCUGGGCAUAUACUGAGCCCGCCAUUACGGCCCGAUCCCACAACGCCCGGAUAUCUGAUGAAUCUUUUAGCACAGGACGUGUUGCAAUUGACCGGAAGCGAUCAUUGCACGUUCAAAAAGGAACAGAAGGCGAUGGGUCAAGGCGACUUCUCCAAGAUCCCCAAUGGUGUGAAUGGCGUCGAGUCACGCAUGGCUGUCAUCUGGGAGAAAGGUGUACAUUCUGGCCUGAUUGAUCCCAGCCGUUUUGUCGCCAUUACAAGCACCAACGCCGCGAAACUCUUCAAUGUUUAUCCACGCAAGGGAUGUAUUGCUGUUGGAUCUGAUGCUGACAUUGUCAUCUGGAAUCCAGCAAAGACACAAACCAUCUCCGCGCAGACUCACCAUCUUGCUGUGGAUUUCAAUAUCUUUGAGGGAAUGGUUUGCCAUGGCGUACCUGAGUUUGUUAUUGUCAACGGACGAGUUUGCGUUGACGAUGAGAACCUGCGCGCUGUGCAAGGCCACGGUACAUUUGUGGAAACUCCCGUGAACGCUCCGUUUAUCUACGCACCAGAAAAAUUGGAGGAGAUCUUUGAAUCUAAGAAGAAUGGAGUUUUGGACGAAGUUGAACUUCAUAAUAAACUCGCAAAGAUCGAAUUCGAGCCGAAGACGUGCUUUACUCCAACACUGCCUGACUCGGCCAUUGGGACGCCAUCUUGUCGAGGCGCUCGACCGGAAGGACAGCGCAACAUUCAGGAUUCCACAUUUUCCAUCAGCGAGGAAAUGGAUACCGAGCGAAAGUCCUGCAUCAAAGUUAAGAAUCCCCCAGGCGGCAAGUCGUCGGGAUUCUGGUAGAGUUGAUAAUUGAGACGGAUUCGUACCCGAAUAGUGUUCGCUUCAGUUGUGCUUACAGAAUGCUCCUCGUACCAAAGCCACUAAUCUAAAGAAACAAAACCUUUUAAUUAUAUUAAAAUCUUCCAAGCGUUUGACGCGGACGAGAGUAGAUUUUAUAUGAUUCAGCAUAAGCUAUAUAUCGCAACUCGAAUUAACUUAUCAAACAGUCUAAAACACUAAGUUCACUCAGCCAGAAACCAUCUCAUCGUCACCAAUUUAGCUAAAGAACAAAACGGGCACCUAGAUCAGUUGCGAUAUUCGAAUGAAACGUUUAUGAGUUGUUUCUAGUUAUUUAAACUCAGUUUAUAGAUACCUAAAUAUAUAAAUAUUUAUUUAUGUUGAAUCGGCGCGGGUCGAUGAACGCUUGUUUGUUCUAUUAUUGAGAUGCAUCAAUGUUAUAAAAUAAGUGUCGUGAGUCGUCGAAAAAAACUCUAAGAAAAUGGAAACAAAGUAAUUGAAACGUUUAAAUUUUAGUUUAAUGAUUGUACAAAUGGUAUCCCAAAGAUUUGCAAGAUGUUGUUAGUAUGUAUUACAUUGAAGACACAUUUCAUUAUUGAUUCAUUUUUUAUUAAUAUUAUUAUUAGAAGGUUUACUGUUAGAUGAUAUUAUUAUCUACCAUUUUGUAUGUUGCGUUUGACGUCCAUCCGCGGGCGUCGCGCGUAUAUCGAUAAAAGAGCACAUAUUACAUACUUGUAUGGUUCAUAACAAAUAACAAUUUUAAUAAACAAAUUCAUUGAUA